AUGGCUCCUGUGGGGCAUUGUUGCCUCCUCUUCCUCUUUGUCACCGUGUGUUACUGGGUGCCAGCACGCUGCUAUGAAAAUGGCAAAGUCACCAAAGUGUGUGGCAGCAUGGAUGCCCACCACGGUGUCCCCGGUCAGACGAGCCCCAGUCCCUACUGGGUGACGACUAACACCACUGUGUUCAAACCUGGAGAUUACAUCCAAGUCAUCGUGACCGGAUCGACAUAUUUCGAGGGUUUCUUCCUUCAGGCCAGAGAUGCAACCAAUCAGAGCUCAGUAACCACGGUUGGCUCCUUCACCCUGACUGAUAACGUCCACACACAGCUGCUCACCUGCAGUAAGCACCAGGGUUCAGCAGUGAGUCAUACAAGCGAUCACAGACAAACAAAGGUGACAGUCAUCUGGAAAGCUCCUGAAGAUGCUCCCAGUGAGGUUCAGUUCUUUGUAACUAUGGUUGCACACUACCAUCUAUUCUGGGUGAAGCAGCGAGGACCAGUCAUCUCCCAGCAUGGUGUCACCCCUCACCCAACUCAGCCCACCACUACCACCACUACAAGACCAACCACCACACCCUCUGUCCUGCCUGGACCUUUCACAGCUGAUGGAUGCGGCCAACAGAAAUCCUGCCUCUUGGACCCUCCAGGCUGUGAUCCAGAAGGAGAUUCUCAGUGCUUCUUUCUGUCAAUGACUACAGAGGGAGCAGACAAAACGUCUGUGAUGUUUGAGAUGAGUGGACCAGCGGAAGGAUACCUUGCCUUUGCCCUGUCCUGGGACAAAUGGAUGGGUAAUGAUGAUGUGUACCUGUGUGUAAAAGAUGGGAACAGAGUGUCAGUGACUGCUGCGUUCGUCAGUGGUAGAACACACCCAGAGGACGAGUCACAGGCUGGUCUCUCCUGGGUGUCAUGGCGACUGGCAGAUGGAGUGAUCCAGUGCACGUUCAGUCGGCCAGUCAAACUGUCCUAUCAGGAACCACAGCGCUAUGAUCUGGACCAAGAGUACUAUCUGUUUCUAGCCAGUGGACAGGCUGUGUAUGGUGAAACAAAGAGGCAUCAUCAACAACCAUUAAUCUCCUCCUACAAAAAACGUAUCACAGGCCCACCUGAGGUUCUAGAAGGCUCCAGAGGACCAAUCCUUCUGAAAAUGCAUGGUGCACUGAUGCUCAUAGCCUGGAUGCUAACAGGAAGUGUUGGAACCUUCAUCGCCAGCUUCUAUAAACCCGAUUGGCCAAAUCAGCUUCUGUUUGGCCAGAAAGUUUGGUUCCAGGUUCAUCGAAUCCUGAUGACGGUAACUGUGGUUCUGACCGUUGUGGCCUUUACCCUUCCAUUUUUCUACAGGAAGGGCUGGAGUGAGCAUGCAGGUGUCCAUCCUUACUUAGGUUGUUGUGUCCUGGCGUUAUCUCUGUUUCAACCAAUCAUGGCUGCAUUCAGACCAUCACCUGACUCUCACAGACGAUACAUCUUUAACUGGGCUCACUGGGGAGUUGGAGCUGUGACUGAGUUGAUGGCAGUGGUAGCAAUGUUCUUUGGCGCGCGUCAAUCGUCGAUGCUCCUCCCCCCGCCAUGGACAACGCAUGUUCUGAUUGGCUACGUUACCUGGCAGGCCUCGUUCAGGUUCCUUCUCCUGCUGCACAAGCAUCUUAACAUCAGAAAAUCAUUUGGAGCAGCUGACCAAGAGGCCAUUCUUAGUAACACAUCACAGCCCAGUCAAUGGGAGGCCUUCAUCAAGUCCAUCAUUUUUGCAUCUUUCGCUUUGGGAAACUCUGGUCUCCUAACAGCCUUACUGUCUUCUAUCGCUGAAGUUUGA
Molecule: messenger RNA, 1803 nt
Organism: Scomber japonicus (chub mackerel)
Lineage: Eukaryota; Metazoa; Chordata; Actinopteri; Scombriformes; Scombridae
Gene: frrs1a
Product: ferric-chelate reductase 1a
Exons: 16
Coding region: 1-1803 (600 amino acids)
Molecular function (GO): oxidoreductase activity, acting on metal ions
Source: RefSeq, a predicted model, not a curated record